AUGAGAGGUGCUCCACUUUCCAUAACUGUGUCUAUGUCAAGCCCCAUGAAAUUCAAAAUUCCAGAAGAUAGUGUCAGUGACAUCUCACAGAUGGCUGGGCCCUCAGAAGCUUCCCCAAUGGAUAGACAGACGACUUCCCAGUUAACGUUAUCAGAACGCCGGGAGGGAUGGUUGAUAGAGACAAGAAAACGCCUCAAUGGAAGGUUUGAUAAGCCACUGGGAUCUGAGGUCUCACUAAAUGUCUCAUUGAAAAGAAAGACAGAAACAUCGAGUUUUGAUGGUUGUAGUACAAUCCUCAAAGGGAAUAACUUUUCUGCAUCUUCCUCCUCCUCCAAGCAACCCAUGAAGACCAUUGCGGAGCUCUUGGCUUGUGCAUACGAUAACCUACUAAAUUUUUUUAGUGCAAAGAAGGACACCAAAAGCUCAAUUCCUGAAAUAAUUUGUGAAGAACAAGAUGACCAAAUAAUUCAAAAUAUGAUCGAGGAACUUCUGGAUGAGGGAAAUAAUUUUUCCCUCAUCGAUGAGGAACCCAUGGCACCACAAGAAAAUAAAGAAGAGGAUGCCCAAGUGAAGGAAGAGGGAAAAGUUGUGAAGGGCUUCAUGAGAUCAUUUUGA
Ilex paraguariensis (yerba mate) is the source of this 615-nucleotide messenger RNA. Lineage: Eukaryota; Viridiplantae; Streptophyta; Magnoliopsida; Aquifoliales; Aquifoliaceae. The record is from the annotation of a GenBank genome assembly.